AUGGCGACAGCCGCGAGGUCAUUGAGCCGGACAGCGCUUUCUGUGCUUCGGCAAACCACAUCGAAGCAAAAAGUACGGUGUCCAUGUCCAAUUGCACGCAUCCCCCGCCGCCCGUUCUCCGCGACACCCUUUUUCUCCCACGAUAAGCACAAUGGCGCUCUCGACACACUUCCAACAUCCGCCGGUCUAGCUGACGAUGACGAUGAAGCCUCCUUAGAAGAAUGGAAGAUUAGUAUGGGCUUGGAAGAAGCUGCUGCGACGUUGGAUCUGCAGGCAUUGAGAGACCUUAAGGCUGGUCUCGACGCCCUGGAUAAUGAGGACGAUGACGAUGACCUUGAUGAUCUUGAUGAUCUUGAUGACGAUGAUGAGGAGGAUAAGCCUUUUGAGGAGCCGCCAGAAAAAACUGGCUUUUGGGCAGAAGAUGAAAACGACAGUUUUGCUCAGUAUGAGGAUGAUGACGACUGGAAAGAUGAUGAUAUCACUUCAAUGGCUCACGCUGAGCUCCAGGAGCACCGCGACAUAAGAAAAUACGCCCGUAUAGCUGCAUGGGAUAUGCCCUCAUUAGCUGCUCUCGCAAAGCCCUUUUCUCUUCCUCCCCAAACCCACCUCCUCCGUUUCCGUUACACUACCUAUCUGGGUGAAAGCCAUCCCGCCGAAUCCAAGGUUGUGGUUGAACUCAGCUCGAAAGAUCUCUCCCCUACUUACCUCACCGAAGACCAACGCAUCACCUUCCUUAAACUCGUCGGCACCCGUUACAACCCAGGGACUGACGUUGUCCGCAUGUCCUGUGAGAAGUUCGCCACAAGCGCACAGAACAAACGGUAUCUCGGCGAUCUGGUCCAGAAGCUGAUCACAGAAGCCAAAGAAGGAGACUCGUUUGCGGAUGUCCCUCUUGAUUUGCGCCAUUAUAAACCGAAGCAAAAGGUGGCGUACCCUAAGUCUUGGGAUAUGACGGAAGAUAGGCGAAAACAGCUGGAAGUAGCACGGGAGAAAGAAAGGCUAGAACAAGGCAAUUCGAAUUGCGUAGACGGGAACGCCACUGUUUGGAUGGCGUCUAAUCAUCUGCCUGAACUACGCGGGGGCACAGCUCGGAAUCCUACCCCCCCUUAUCAAUGGAAGGAAAGAGUUAAAGUGAAGGUACCAAGGCGCCGUAUACUGCAGAGAGGGACCCGCUUUAGCAGAUAG
This is a messenger RNA of Ophidiomyces ophidiicola, 1185 nucleotides long. It is a transcript of the gene RSM24, whose product is annotated as 37S ribosomal protein S24, mitochondrial. Gene Ontology annotation, cellular component: mitochondrial small ribosomal subunit. The transcript is spliced from 2 exons. The record is from RefSeq and is a predicted model, not a curated record. NCBI's taxonomy places the organism in Eukaryota, Fungi, Ascomycota, Eurotiomycetes, Onygenales, Onygenaceae. Bases 1 to 1185 code for a protein of 394 amino acids. Gene Ontology annotation, molecular function: structural constituent of ribosome. Gene Ontology annotation, biological process: mitochondrial translation.